GACUGACUGCCUCAUCUUUUUCCUCCUUCCAAAAGUCCCGUUUGCUAAUCAUGGGGAUGUACCAAGUGAAACGGAGUAGGGGGACCGAGUGGUGACCGGCACGCUGGUCACUGGCUGCUGCCCACUUCAGCGUUAGCAAACUUCUAGCAAGAUCGGAACUGAGUACUAAAUAACCUCUACACUUCCCCCCUGGCGCCAUUCCAGGGCCGGCGCCACAUUCCCCAGUGGGCGCGCAAUGGCCGCGCCCCCUCCCGCUGCGGACGGGUCUUUUGGUACAUGCAGUCCGAGGUCGCCAUGGAUCGGAUGAAGAAGAUCAAACGGCAGCUGUCAAUGACACUCCGAGGGGGCCGAGGUGUAGAUAAGACCAAUGGUGCCCCCGAACAGAUAGGCCUGGAUGAGAGUGGCGGUGGCGGCGGCAGUGACCUUGGAGAGGGCCCCACACGUGCUGUCCCUGGGGAACCUCGCUCUGGACGGGGCCCACUCAGCUCUGCACCAGGCCUUGGCGGGGAGGAAGGGUGCCCCGCCUGCCACAGCUGCCCCAAGCCUCCCUCUGCCCUUCUCCUGCACUCUGUCACAGCCCCUCAGGCCUCCUGGCACCUGCUUGCCCUGGGCCUGCCUUGCCAGGGCAUUUGGCUACUUCUGCUGCUGCCUGCCCACUGGCUCUGGGUCAGCCGCAGUUUCAGCUCGCCGCUGACGCGGGGUGCUCCACUAGAGAUUGUACACGAGGACUUGAAGAUGGGGUCUGACGGGGAAAGUGACCAGGCUUCAGCCACGUCCUCGGAUGAGGUGCAGUCACCAGUGAGGGUGCGCAUGCGCAACCAUCCCCCACGCAAGAUCUCCACUGAGGACAUCAACAAGCGCCUAUCACUACCAGCCGACAUCCGGCUGCCCGAGGGCUACCUUGAGAAGCUGACCCUCAAUAGCCCCAUCUUCGACAAGCCCCUCAGCCGCCGCCUCCGCCGUGUCAGCCUGUCUGAGAUUGGCUUUGGGAAACUGGAGACCUACAUCAAGCUGGACAAGCUGGGAGAGGGUACCUAUGCCACCGUCUACAAAGGCAAAAGCAAGCUCACAGACAACCUCGUGGCACUCAAAGAGAUCAGACUGGAACACGAAGAGGGGGCACCCUGCACCGCCAUCCGGGAAGUGUCCCUGCUCAAGGACCUCAAACACGCCAACAUCGUCACGCUACAUGACAUUAUUCACACGGAGAAGUCCCUUACCCUUGUCUUUGAGUACCUGGACAAGGACCUGAAGCAGUACCUGGAUGACUGUGGGAACAUCAUCAACAUGCACAACGUGAAACUGUUCCUGUUCCAGCUGCUCCGUGGCCUGGCCUACUGCCACCGGCAGAAGGUGCUACACCGAGACCUCAAGCCCCAGAACCUGCUCAUCAAUGAGAGAGGAGAGCUCAAGCUGGCUGACUUUGGCCUAGCCCGGGCCAAGUCAAUUCCGACGAAGACCUACUCCAAUGAGGUGGUAACACUGUGGUACCGGCCCCCCGACAUCCUGCUCGGGUCCACGGACUACUCCACUCAGAUUGACAUGUGGGGUGUGGGCUGCAUCUUCUAUGAGAUGGCCACAGGCCGGCCCCUCUUCCCGGGCUCCACGGUGGAGGAACAACUGCACUUCAUCUUCCGCAUCUUGGGAACCCCAACUGAGGAGACAUGGCCCGGCAUCCUGUCCAAUGAAGAGUUUAAGACAUACAACUACCCCAAGUACCGAGCCGAGGCCCUUUUGAGCCAUGCACCCCGACUUGACAGCGACGGGGCUGACCUCCUCACCAAGCUGCUGCAGUUUGAAGGUCGCAAUCGGAUCUCCGCAGAAGAUGCCAUGAAACAUCCAUUCUUCCUCAGUCUGGGGGAACGGAUCCACAAACUUCCUGACACUACUUCCAUAUUUGCACUAAAGGAGAUCCAGCUACAAAAGGAGGCCAGCAUUCGGUCUUCAUCAAUGCCUGACUCAGGCAGGCCAGCUUUCCGAGUGGUGGACACCGAGUUCUAAGCCACAGACCGAGGCCCCAGCAGGCAGCAGCUGGAGGGAUGCCAUACCCCUCACAGGGCAGCCCCCAACUGCAUCAUCCUCCCUGCUUGCUGCCUGCCUACCUGCCUGACUCAUGCUCGCCUGCCCACAUGUCCCCUGCUGCCUGUCUGAACACCUGACCAUUGGCCUGUUGGCCCACCCAUUGGCCUGUCUGCUGGGUGCUAACAAAGUUCUCAUCGCUCCUUCGCCUGAUCUGUCUGUCUGUGUGUCUCUCUCUGUCUCGGUAGUUGCCGGCGGACAGCAUGGCCGUGCCAGCCUCCCACGCUGAGGCCAGGCCUAUACCCCUCCCCAUCAUACCCCCCAACUCCGCAGGACCACUACCCCCACGGCAAGCCAGGGGUCUGGAGCUAGCCCAGGCUGGGGAUCUCGACUCAGACAAGACACGGUGAUGCCUUGGGUCUGAGGCUCCCCUGUCUGCUUUCCUGCCUGCCCCACCUGCCUCAUGUUGUGUGGGCCUUUUUCUUUUUGUUUGUUUCAUUCACUGUUGUUUUUUAAUUAUUUUAAAUGAGGUUUUCAUUUUUUAAAUGCAAUAUCUCUGUAUACAGGCUGGCUGGGCCGCACCCACUGUGUGGCCCUCCCACGGUAUUUUGUGCAAUGAAGCCCCGCUCCCAGCCUUUCCAUGGCAGGGACACAACCCCUAUUCAAAACCCUGACCAUCACCAGACCCUGGGGUCAGCUAAGGGAAAGCAUGCCUCGACCACUCGCCUUCCGACCCCCACCUGUCAUCCCCAGCUGCAGGGGGACUUGGGGACUACUGAAGACUCUGGGAGAUGGAUGAGGUGGGGGGCCCCCACUCUUUCCCUCCUGCAGUCCCAUAGCAGGGGCCUCCUUCUCAGGGUCUCCCUAGCCCAGCCCUCCUGCCCCCAUCCCACUCGGUGCUGUUGAGUAGGGGCCCUGCCAGGAACUGACCAACUCAGUGAGGAGCCAUAGUGUGUAUAUGUGCACAGGCAGGGACAGAGGGGCACAUGGGGGUGUGUGCCCAUGAGUUACCCCCUAACCCCUGGGAAAGAUGAGGCAGGGCAGGGACAGUCUCUGGGAUCAGUCUCCAGAUGGGUGGUUACCUCCCCUUCACUCUAAACCCUGCAGCCCUCAAAUGGGGUGGGAGGGCAGGGGCCUUCCUAGGGGGGGUUUGGGAGGGGUGGGUUCCUGAAUGCACCAUAAUCGCUGUAUGAAAUAUUAAAAAGUCUAAAGUGAAAAA
Messenger RNA from Kogia breviceps (pygmy sperm whale), 3238 nucleotides. The record is from RefSeq and is a predicted model, not a curated record. NCBI's taxonomy places the organism in Eukaryota, Metazoa, Chordata, Mammalia, Artiodactyla, Physeteridae.